GAAAGGAUGCUGGAGAAGGGUGUUGAGGAAGGCAGAUGGUCUCAAAAAUUUAUUUCUCGGUAAAGUACCUCAUGUUUGUGGUAUUUAAGAAUGUGGAUUAAAUACUUGUUAGUUUGCUUUGGAUGUUCUUCAUCAUCAUGUUUUGGAUCCCCGAGACAUUUCUGCAUUGAGGUAGGGACAAUGGUAGUAAAACUUGUUCGCUUUCUUAAUCAGUUGUGUGGCCAUAUCCAAAAUUCUGCCUAUUUCUAAGUAUCGCUUCAAAGGAAAAGCAUUCAGAAAUAGCUAUAGCCAUAGCCCUGGGCUGGUUUGAGGUGGUCCUAAAUAAACUGUUUCUGGGACCUGCUUUUGAUUAACAUUUGCUAAUGGAUAAAUGUUGAUCUCUUUGGUUUUAUCUCCACGUCAGUAAUUGUUGGUUUGUUUGGAAUUCCAAUAAUUGGAAUUUCUAGUACGGGUUGAUCAAAUGUAUACUUGCAAUUACUUGUAGUCAAUACAAUUACCUGAGUGAAUCAUGGGAAAUAACCAAGUCAUCUUUUAAAGAGAAAAUGUUCAAGAUAAUACCAAUUCAAGAAUUGAUUUUGAAUAACAAGUUGGAUAGUUUAACUGGCAGUUCAAUACUUGUUUGUUUGUUUAAUGCAAAUGCUUCUCUAUUUUGUGCUAGGAUACAAUUUAAUGGAGACUUGGUUGCUGCAUCUCCUGAUAUUUUUCAACUAGCUCUUGGAUCAGAUGCUGAAUUUUUGUUAUUAGCAUCUGAUGGCUUGUGGGACUACAUGAACAGCUUGGAUGCAGUUGCUUUUGUUAGGAAUCAACUACGACAGCAUGGAGAUGUUCAGAUAGCCUGUGAAGCACUUGGGCAAGCAGCUUUGAACCAAGGCUCACAAGACAAUGUCAGCAUUGUCAUUGCUGAUUUAGGGCAUACAGAUUGGCAAAGUUUGCCUCUGCCGCAACAAAACAUUUUGUAUGAAUUGGGCCAGGCUUUUGCAACUAUUGGUAUUGUUUCAGUUGGAAUAUGGAUGACUUCUCAGCUUCCUUUAUGAGUUUGAAGCCUGCCGUCACUGUAUACAAUAAUUCAACCUAGAUUUUUACCCCACAUCUAUUGUUUGUAAAUAUACGUCCUAAAUCUUAAAUGGAUUAGCAGGUGCACAAUCUGAAGAAAAUUUUAAUAAUGUUUUAAU
Molecule: messenger RNA, 1172 nt
Organism: Ilex paraguariensis (yerba mate)
Lineage: Eukaryota; Viridiplantae; Streptophyta; Magnoliopsida; Aquifoliales; Aquifoliaceae
Source: the annotation of a GenBank genome assembly